Molecule: messenger RNA, 4068 nt
Organism: Struthio camelus australis
Lineage: Eukaryota; Metazoa; Chordata; Aves; Struthioniformes; Struthionidae
Source: RefSeq, a predicted model, not a curated record
AUGGGCCUGCUAAUUUUGAAUGCAGGGAAAGAAGAACCAAACCCAAGAGGGUCUGACAGUGAUAAAGACAGGGACAAAGAACUUGUCGACUAUAAAUCUGCACCUUUAAUUUUCUGUCCGGAAAAGGUGGAUGAAGUUCCCGAUGGAGCAGUAAAACCUCCUACAAAUAAAAUGCCUAUUUUCUUUUUUGGCACCCAUGAGACGGCUUUUUUGGGACCAAAGGAUAUAUUCCCUUAUUCUGAAAAUAAAGAUAAAUAUGGCAAACCAAAUAAAAGGAAAGGUUUUAAUGAAGGGUUAUGGGAAAUUGACAACAAUCCUAAAGUGAAGUUCUCUCAUCAGCAGUCUCAUCUAGCUGUUAACAGUCCUAUCAAAGAAGCUGGUCAAGAAAGCAUUCAGGAGCCUGCUGAGUGGAGUGAAGAAAAAGCAGGAGCCAAAAGGAGAAAGCCUGCUGUCUCAAAAUUGUCUCCUAAAGAGGAUAGUAACUUACCUGCAGAAGCUGAAACAGAAGAAAAAGAGAUGGAAUCAACAAAGGAAGAUGAAGUACCUUCUGAAAAACCAAGCAGUGAAGAUGUGGUGAAGACAAAUGAUACAUCUAUUCCUAAAGUUGCUAGAAGAGGAAGAAAAAGAAAGGCUGAGAAACAAGCUGAAGCUGAGGAAGCAGCAGCAGUGGCAACAGCAGCAGCAGGGGCAGCAGCGGCAGCAGCUGCUGUGGCAGUGGCUCCAAAAGUAAGCCCCAAAAGAGGAAGGCCAGCAGCUUCUGAAGUAAAGAUCCCUAAACCAAGAGGGAGACCCAAACUGGUGAAACCACCUUGUCCUUCAGAGAGUGACCUUGUUAACGAAGAGGAGAAAGUGAAGAAAAAAGGACCAGAAGAAAAGCCCAAGAAGCAAGGGAAAAAAGAUGAGGAGAGUCAGAAGGAAGAAGAAAAACCAAAGAAGGAAUUUGACAAAAAAGAAGGAAAGAAAGAGGCUGAACCAAAAAGGAAAAAUGCUGGGAAAGUUGGUUCUGUGUCGGCUUCUGAUUCUGAAGAUGAUGGAGAAGAGCAAGAAGGUGACAAGAAGAAAAAAGGAGGAAGAGGCUUUCAGGCAGCUCACAGAAGAAAUAUUAUAAGAGGCCAACAUGAGAGAGAAGUAGCAGAAAGAAAACGUAGGCAAGAGGAACAGCUGGAAUCUGAGCCGCAGAGUAAAGAAGAAGGCAAGAAGCCAGAAGCUAAGAAGACUGAGAAGAAGAGAGAAACUUCAAUGGAUUCUAGGCUUCAAAGGAUACAUGCAGAAAUUAAAAACUCGCUGAAAAUUGAUAAUCUUGAUGUAAAGAGAUGUAUCGAGGCUCUUGAUGAGCUUGCAUCCCUUCAAGUCACAAUGCAGCAAGCUCAGAAACAUACAGAGAUGAUUUUGACUCUAAAGAAGAUACGAAAAUUCAAAGUUAGCCAGGUUAUCAUGGAGAAAUCUACAAUGCUGUAUAACAAGUUCAAGACCAUGUUUCUAGUUGGGGAAGGAGAUUCUGUUCUCUCUCAAGUGCUAAAUAAGUCACUUGCUGAGCAGAAGCAGCAUGAGGAAGCCAACAAAACCAAAGAACAGUGGAAGAAAGGAACAAACAAAAAAAUGGAAAAGGACCAAACAGGUUCCAAGGUACUGAAUGGAGGCUCUGAAACUCAAGACACCAGCCAAACACAACACAAUGGAGAUAACACUGAGGAAAAGAAAGAUAAGCAUGAAGUUGGCAGUAAGAAAAAGACAUCUGGUGAAGAGAGAGAGCUUGAAAAACCAUCAAAAGAAUCUGCCUUUGAAAACAAAUGACACCACUGGAGUGUAUUUUUUUAAAUAAGAUUAAAGAAGAUUGUUAAGUUUUGCAUUUGAAAUCUAUAGACUGCUGAAAGUUUUAAAUAAUUUUAUAAGCAUAGUAUUUUAAUGUUAAAUUUUGUGGAAUAAAAAUCCCCUUUAAUCUUGGUUUUAAAAAUACUUAAACACUUUUGCCAAUAGUUUCAUCCAGUAUUAACAUGUAACACAUUUGAAAACAUGAAGACAAAAUUCCAUUUAGAAAACAAAUGUUACAUGAAUUAGAGUUGUAGUAUAUUUUUAUCUGACUACUGUAUGUUUGUCUAGUUAAUAGCAGGAAAAAGUGUAAAUACUUUUAACUGCCUGAUCGCUCCAUUUGUAUAAAACCUCCUCACAUCCUAUGAUACUGACCUGUUUGUGCAUAGUUUUUCAACGCUUGUCAGGAUGUCUUUUCAUUGUGUUUUGUAGGAGUUGGAAGCAGCAUUUUUAUAGCUGUUAAAAUGUUAACGUGUGAGUAUACUUGAUCACUUUUUUUUAAAAGAAGUUUAGUUCUGUUCUUGCAAAACUCAUUGUGCCAAUUUACUGCUAUGUGACUUUUCAUGGUUUGCUUUUCGUAUAAUAAGUAUACUAGAAAAACUCUGGUGUUUUCACUGAACCUGUUGCUACACAUUGGUUGGAAAACACUUGUCUUGAACAGCUUCUAAAAUUAAAGAAUUUAAACUGAUGUAAGGAAAUUGGUUCUUAAUAACUUGUAUAAACUGACAUAUUCAUGUGGACUAUAAAUAACCUGUUUUUAGUUUCAGUUUUAAAAGAAGAGCUUGGCCAUUGCAUUAGCUUGGGGAUUUGUAAGUUCAGUUUUAUAGAAACACUGGCGAAGAAUUUUAAGAGAAGUUUUUAAAGGCAUGAAAAGCAUGCGAUGUGCAUGAGCUACACAGAAAAUUUUCUCGCGAAACAUGCACCUUGCCUUAACAUCAGACCUAGGAGAAAUUUGUAUGCGACUAGAAAAUAGUAUUUGACAGGAUAACGAGGUUAAAAUACAAGGCAACUAAUUUCUAUCACCUUCAAGGCAGCAGCAGAAAAAUGUGACUACACCUUCCAAGCAGUGCUUGUGAAGGUUUUAACUCACACUAUUCAACAAAAACUUUUAGUAACCUAGAACCACCGAAACAGCAUGGUAUCAAGUAAUGGAAAGUCAGAUUAUUUCUUGCUUACAAGCCUUGUAAAAUUGCCGUAGCCUCUUCAGGCAGCCUGUCUCCUUUUUACCACAGCAUUAGGAGGAAGGGGGGACUUCUGCUUACACAUAAAACAAGACUGCUAUGGAUGGCAUCUAAUACAGAAUUUUUUUUCCACUUCAGCUUCAACAGAUUGGUACAAUUCUUACUUGUUUGCCAUUCUGCUUUUACAGUAGUGUUAAACUUGCCACUUAGCAACACUUACCUAUUCAGUAAUAGGAAAUAUGCAACAUCAGUCCUACAUAUUUCAUGAACUAGGCCAGGUGAAGUUGUAAUUCCUGUAGUACUGCUCUCAAACUUUUCUGUUUUUCAGAAGGUGAAGAUGACAUUUAUUUUGAGAUUAAUGCUUUUUUUUUGGUUUUUUUGCGCUGAAGUCCAGCACUACAGAUUCUAAAGUAACUUCUUGUUCUCCUUCUAAUUCUGAACAGACAAAAAUGCAUCUUUGUAGCACUGUCAGUGUUUUUCUGGCCUAACAGUAGGCCAGAAAAGGAAACUGCAUGCUAAUCUUAUUUCGGGGUCGUAGCCUAGCCUCCCCUCCUCUUCCUGUAUGUGUUCAAAACAACCAAAAAUAACCCUUACUAGUGACCAGACAUGCAGGAGAAAGGAUGGAAAGGCUGAAUCCAGAACUCUAGUAUCUGAUAUUUACUGCACAAGCAGUCUUAAAAGUUCAUUCUCUUUAAAAAUGCUGUUCUUUGACUAAAUAACCAGUCUUUGUCAUCUUUGCUAGCUUGCACUACCUGUUGCAUUGACUGCUUUUAACCUCGACAGUAUCUGUGAAGGUGAGUGGUUUUUUUCUGCCACUCCUCCUGAGACCAUGUGUGCAACAUGAAGUUACUACAGACAGGCUGCUGCUAAUGCCUGUUUUGAAGUAGUUUGACUAACUCUUAACUGACCACUCGUGCAGUGGUACACCUGGAUGCUGUUACUGCUUGUAUGUUGUCUUUACCAGAACCUAUUACAUUUACUUAAGUUUCAUUAAUCUGUAAACUGGUUGCAAUAUUAAGACUAGGCAAAAUUAUGGUUUGGUAAUUACAGUACAUAUUAAAAACACUACUUUCCAGCA